Molecule: messenger RNA, 816 nt
Organism: Aspergillus bombycis
Lineage: Eukaryota; Fungi; Ascomycota; Eurotiomycetes; Eurotiales; Aspergillaceae
Product: S-adenosylmethionine-dependent methyltransferase
Exons: 1
Coding region: 1-816 (271 amino acids)
Biological process (GO): methylation
Cellular component (GO): eRF1 methyltransferase complex
Molecular function (GO): nucleic acid binding; protein methyltransferase activity; S-adenosylmethionine-dependent methyltransferase activity
Source: RefSeq, a predicted model, not a curated record
AUGCUCCCCACUCCGUGCACAUCCCACGUCUCCUUCGAUACCAUCUACGAACCCUCCGAAGAUUCCUACCUUUUCCUCGAUACCCUCGCCUCGCCGUCCGAAUCAGCAUGGCUCACGCAGCGCUUCAACACGACCCCCUCGUCCCCAGACCAAUCCACCGCCUCUCCCCUCGUCGUUGAGCUUGGAACCGGUUCGGGAGUCGUGCUAGGCUUCGUAGCAGCCAAUUCGCAGUUGAUCUUUGGACGGCGCGAUGUCCUCCCUCUAGGGAUAGAUGUGAAUCGGAAUGCCUGUAUCGCGACCCGUGAGACAGCCAAUAAAGCAAUCAAAGAACGACAGACCGAUAAUGAAUCACAAGAGCCCAACGGUCAGAAGACGGUGUAUCUGUCCUCGGUCAUGGCCGAUCUAGGAAGCGCCCUUCGCCCAGGUAGCGUGGACGUCCUUCUGUUCAAUCCACCGUAUGUGCCCAGCGAGGAGCUGCCACGGUUACCCUCCGUGACGGAACAGGAUGUCGACGAGACGGGGAUGUCGCGGUCGGCGAAGUUUGAGCGCGACUCGUACUUCUUGUCGCUGACGUAUGCCGGGGGAAGAGAUGGGAUGGAGACCACGGAUCGGCUGUUGGAGGAGAUUCCGGGGCUGUUGACUCCUGGCCGUGGGGUGGCAUAUGUGCUGUUUUGUGCGCAGAAUCGGCCGCAGGAGGUCAAAGAGAGGAUAAGGGCUUGGGGGGAUGGGUGGCAGGCAGAGACAGUUGGGAACAGUGGUCAGCAGGCUGGGUGGGAGAAGUUGGUUAUUGUUCGGAUAUGGAAGGAAACGGCGUGA